Entrophospora sp. SA101 is the source of this 510-nucleotide messenger RNA. The record is from the annotation of a GenBank genome assembly. Lineage: Eukaryota; Fungi; Glomeromycota; Glomeromycetes; Entrophosporales; Entrophosporaceae.
AUGACUAGUAGUAAUAAUAAUAAAUGGAGAAUAGAUUUUACAAAUCUUGCUGAUCAAGCAAGACGACAUGAAGUUAGAGGACAAGUGUUGGUGGUUGAUCCACCACCACCACCAGGUUUUGUACUUUCAAGUUCCAUUUCAACUGGGUUUAAAGGAAAUUUGAAAGCCUGGGAUGCAGCUUUAUCACCAGGAAAAAAUAUACCAAUGAAUGUAUUUAUGUUAUGGAUGAGUGGAAAUGGAGUACAGAUAUUUAGUGUUAUGAUUACAGGAAUGUUACUUGUUCAACCAAUAAAAGCAUUAAUGAACAUUGAUAGUGUAUUUGAAAGAUAUGAAUCAUCAAAAACCAAACCUUAUUUAAUAUGGCCAAAAUUACUGUAUGUGUUUUUUCAAUUUCUUAUAAUGUCUCUUGGAUUAUAUAAAUGUUCAUCUAUGGGAUUGUUACCAACUGCUACUUCAGAUUGGUUGGCAUUCAUGGAUCCUAAACAGAUUCUAGAAUAUUCUGAAAUAUAA